Wyeomyia smithii (pitcher-plant mosquito) is the source of this 3981-nucleotide messenger RNA. RefSeq lists its product as uncharacterized. Gene Ontology annotation, molecular function: zinc ion binding; nucleic acid binding. Bases 1 to 3981 code for a protein of 1326 amino acids. Lineage: Eukaryota; Metazoa; Arthropoda; Insecta; Diptera; Culicidae. The record is from RefSeq and is a predicted model, not a curated record. The transcript has 2 exons.
AUGGCGACCGCACGAACACCAAACCAGAAAAAUAAAAACAAGACACCGAAGAAAGAUAAAGUUGAAAACAACGGUGAAAACGGAGCUGGAGCAUCGGUAACGUUAUCAGUUAGUGACCAGUUAAACCAACAAAAAGAAAAGGACAAUCGAAGAAAAAUGGAAGACGGCUUAAAAGUGCUUGUUAUUAAAAAAGAAACAGUUGAAAGGAAAGUCCAGCGUGUAUUAGUGGCGCUCGCAGAAAUGGACGAACCGAAAAACAGGCAUUUACUGCAAUUACAUUUGAAAAUGGUGGAAAGUGCAUAUAUCGAAUAUAACGCAUUACAGGAUCAGAUAUAUAGUCUUAAUGUUACUGCAGAUACCCGAGCUUCAGAAGAAAUGAGAUUCAUUGAAUUUGAAAAACUUUAUUGCGAUGUUGUUGUGCAGUUAACAGAAAAAAUUGAAGUAGCGGCGGUGAAGAGUGAAAUCGACAAAGCCGCUAUGUUACCAGCUAAUGUUCAGCCGUAUAUUCCACCAUUGAAGGCUCCGUUACCAACUUUCGACGGUAAAUACGAAAACUGGUUUGCUUUCAAAAAUAUGUUUGAGAACGUAAUGGAUCGCUAUCACACCGAAACACCAGCCAUCAAGCUGUACCAUUUACGGAACGCAUUGGUGGGAGCUGCAGCUGGCAUUAUCGACCAGGACAUCAUAAACAAUAACGAUUAUAAUGCUGCCUGGGAAACGCUGAAAGAGAGAUAUGAGGAUAAACAGGUCAUAGUCGACAAGCAUAUCGACGCGAUUUUUAACAUGCCAGCAAUGAUCAAAGAAAAUGCGAACGCAUUGCGCAAAAUUAUUGAUACGUGUUGUAAACAUGUUGACGCCCUGAAAAACUUAGAGCUUCCUGUUCAGGGUCUUGGUGAGGUAAUGCUGCUAAACAUUUUAUCGAAAAAACUCGACAUCGAGACGCGAAAGGCUUGGGAACUUAGUCAGGCUAAGGGAGAUUUGGCGAAGUACAGUUCUACAAUGGAUUUCUUAAAAGAGCGGUGCCGUGUUUAUGAGAAGAUUAGCCGAUGCAGUAAACCAACCGAAACUGUGAAACAAAUUCGUCCUAUAGGGAAGGCUGAGCCUAAGAUACAUAGUCUUGUGGCUGCCACUGGGAAGUGUUCGCAUUGUAGAGAAGAUCAUGAGUUGUGGAGGUGUGAAUUAUUCAAAGGCGCAAACCUAAGCGAUAAAUAUGCAUCCCUUCGCAAGAGUGGUUCCUGCUUCAAUUGCCUUGAGAAGGGCCAUAUAACCGGUAAAUGUAAAUCAGAGCAUAACUGUAAAAAAUGUGCUAAACGUCAUCACACGAUACUACAUCCCGAAGACGCACAAUCUACUGAAACUGAAACUAAGACAAAUCCUACAACGAAAAAAGAAGCUCCCAAAGCUAAUUCUGAAGCCAAUACGUCAUCAGCAUCAUCAAACACUACCGGUUCUGUUUUAUGUUCGAACGUUGAAGAUGAACAGGAUACAUUACUGGCCACGGCGGUAGCGACUAUCAUUGGCCCUGGUACUAAAUCAUCAACAUGCAGGGCUGUGCUAGAUUCAGCUUCACAUAAGCAUUUCAUCACCGAGGCACUUGUGUUGAAACUUGGAUUAAAACAGAAGCGAAGCAAUUACACCAUUAUCGGAAUUGGUGGUAAUCGAAUGACGAUUCAGUUCAAGGUACACGCUCGAAUCAAAUCCAGAAUAAAUGAAUAUGUUUCACCAUGCUUGGAAUUUUUGGUGGUGAAUAAAAUAACAGGAAAACUUCCAGUACAAUGCAUCGAUCCAACGCGACUGAAGAUUCCUGAUAACAUCGAGUUAGCGGAUCCAUCAUUUAAUGUGCCCGGUCAGGUCGAAAUCCUGAUUGGAUCUGGUUUGUUCUUCAAGUUGAUCAAAGGUGGACAGUUGAAUCUGGAAGAUCAUAUGCCGGCAGUGCAGGAAACUCAGCUCGGUUGGAUUGUUAGCGGCGUUAUUCCAACCAAUCACGUUGGUGUUGGGCAAGCUUUAUGUGGAACUUUAACAGAAAACGAUGUGGGUAAGUUGCUUGAACAAUUUUGGCAUUUCGACUCUUACGAUGAGAGGCCGGUAAAUGAAUAUUCCUCGGAAGAUGCUUGUGUUGCACAUUUUUUGGAUACACAUCGACGUGAUGAUCAUGGCAGAUUCGUUGUUCGACUGCCUUUCAACUCGGCUAAAGAACAGUUAGGCGAUUCUCGAGAGAUGGCCAAGAGAAGGUUUUUGGCUGUGGAACGACGAUUGGACAGAGAUUUAUCUCUCAAGACGCAGUACAUUGCCUUUAUGAGAGAGUACAAACAGAUGAAUCAUAUGGCAGAAAUUACACCUUCGGUUGACGAAAUGCCUUCAGAUGCAUUUUACCUCCCACACCACUGUGUGCUAAAGCCAACGAGUACUACCACAAAGUUACGGGUAGUUUUUGACGGCUCAGCUGAAUCAUCGAGUGGUGUUUCAAUUAAUCAAGCGCAAAUUGUUGGUCCUACCAUACAGAAUGAUUUAAUAUCUAUCCUUCUGAAAUUUCGUUCGUUUCGAUAUGCGUUGAGUGCUGAUAUACCAAAAAUGUAUCGACAGGUAGAGGUCCAUCCUAAUGAUACUUGUUUCCAAAGGAUUUUCUGGAGGGAAUCUAGAGACCACCAAUUGAAGAUUUAUAAUCUGCGAACGGUCACAUACGGACUAGCUUCAUCGCCGUUUCUGGCAACAAUGGCAUUACGACAGCUUGCUGAUGACGAGGAACAACUAUAUCCGCUGGCGGCAAAGGCAGUAAAAAAUUCUUUCUACAUCGACGAUAUGCUUUCAGGGGCUGAUUCGGAAGAAGAAGCAAUCGAACUAUUGCAGCAGGUUAGGGAUAUGCUGCAUAGUGGUGGAUUCGAUGUUCAUAAGGUGUGCUCGAAUUCUUCUGCUGUACUCCAAGUGGUACCUGAGGACAAACGAGAAACAAUUAAUAAAAUCAACGAUCCAGAAAUCAAUAUGUUAAUGAAGACGUUGGGAAUCGCUUGGGAGCCAACGACCGACAACUUUACGAUUUCUUUGCCCAAGAUGCAGGUGUCGCAGCCAUCGCAGUUAACUAAAAGAAUUUUGCUUAGCGAAAUUUCGAGGAUUUUUGAUCCACUCGGCUUUUUAGGUCCAGUUUUGACGACGGCGAAACUAGUGAUGCGGGAAGUUUGGAUGCUUCAUUUAAAAUGGGAUGAAGUGCUUCCACACGCACUUGCGAGCUUCUGGUUAGAGUUUCGUGAUCAACUGGAACAUGUUGAAGGCAUCAAGAUACCACGUUGUGUACUGAGUGGAAAACCUUUGAAUUUAGAGCUGCACGGUUUCGCAGACGCGUCUGAUCUGGCAUACGGUGCUUGCCUCUACGCACGUUCAAUUAUGAAUGACGGCCAAGCUAAAAUGAAACUAAUUUGUAGUAAGUCACGUAUCUUACCGAAAAAACAGAAGAGUGGAAAAGAAUUUACAACACCGAGAGCGGAGUUGCAGGCAGCAUUAAUGUUGUCCCGCUUAGUUGCAAAAAUAGUUGAAGCGCUGGAAGUGAAGUUUUCCUCCAUUAUUCUCUGGAGUGAUUCACAAAUCGUCCUGUGCUGGAUACAAAAAUCUCCGGAAGCAUUACGGGUCUUUGUUGCUAACCGCGUGAAGUUGAUUCAAUCUCUGACUGAUGAGUACAUUUGGCGUUACAUUCCUUCCAAAUCGAAUCCCGCAGACUUGAUUUCGCGUGGUGUUCAACCGCAAUUGUUACCGAAUCUUGAGAUGUGGUGGAGCGGUCCAUCGAUCUUGAAUCAGGCUGAUUGUGAGCUAUCGUUGCCUCCCUUAGUUUCCGAUGUAGAUUUACCAGAGCUUCGAAAAACAGUUCUUACGACAAUCUGCCACCAUUGCAGUGGAAUUUGGCGCGAAUUACUGAACUACAUCCUGGCAGGGAUGGUCACGUUCGAGUUGUUAGUUUGCGUACAAAAGAUUCGACGAUUAAACGAGCUGUAA